AUGGGUCGCCGAGCUGUUCGUCCCACACUUAUGGGUGCCGUCUGAGUAUUCUUGAGCUGACAUGCCAGGUUGUACCUCUCCCGUGUCCGGCCACAGGAAGUCCAGCGCAAGCUGCUCGAACAGCUGAUGGGAGCCGGUCAGUCCUCGUCUCUGCUCGCUAACGUGUAGCACUACUGUGAAGUGAACCUAGUACUGAUGCGACCCACCUUGACCACUGCUCCAGAGUCGAUGGGUAUCGUCACGGUGACGCCGUCGCUGUGGGAUCCCAAGGUCUGCCGCGCUUUCGUCACAGGUAUAUGCACCCACGAUCUCUUCACAAACACUGUCAGUGCACCCUUUGACUUCGUUUCAGUCUCACUCACCUGCAAGCUGACCCUGGGGAUAUGAACUUUUACUGGGCCCUUGCGCUUGCGUGCACACUCUCCCUCUCCUUGUCCCUCCUCACGCAACCUCAUGCACACGCACCUUCAACCCCGCGAAUCACGACACGGCUCAUCGUCGGCACAGAAAAUGGACCUAGGCACUUGCCCUCGCGUGCACUCACCCAAACUCAAGAACGAAUACGAUGCUCUGCGAGCCAAGGCGGAGGCGGAGGAGGAUCAGGUCAAGAUCAAGGAGUUGAACCGCCUCAGGCUCGACUUUGAGCAGCAGGUGAGCUCCAGUGUAACUACAUAGCGAGAGUGAUUGGAGCUGACUUGUAACGACUGGAACAGACCCUGGCCUUCGUGGAAGAGUGUGAUCGCCGCAUCCGAAUGGCCCAGCGUCGUUUGGAGAAGACGCCCGAAGAGAACGCCCGAUUCGUCAAUCUGGUAGGUGCAGAGCUCACUGAUAUGUGUUGGUCAACACACUCAGAGGCUAAUGGCUGCAUUCAACAGAUGCGUGAGAUCGGCGAGGUCGAGGGCGCCUACCAAGCCGCGAUGGCUGAGGUGGAGUUGCUCGGUCCGUUUUGAGCUUAAACAGUGGGGAGCUUAGGAUGGAUUGCUCAUCAAUCUCUAUCUCACUAUAUCCGACAGGAUCGGAGGGAAAGGUCGAAGAAUCGCUUGCCCAGCUCACAAAGGCCGAGGCGUUGAAGAGCGAAAAGGAGGAGAAGGAACGCGAGCUGCAGAACCUGUCCGAGACCGCCGGUGCAUCGGGUCACCAGAAGCUGCGAGUGUGCGAUAUUUGUGGUGCCUAUCUUUCGUUGCUCGACUCGGAUCGUCGUCUUGCGGAUCACUUCGGUGGAAGGGUAAACUUUCCCCCGCAUGCCUGACCGAACUUUGCUCCGGUGCGGAUCGAGCUGACGGUCCCUUGCAUUUUGGUAACGCACAGAUGCACUUGGGAUAUCACCAAUUGCGUAUCAUGAUGGACGAAUGGCGUACCCGAGGACCUCUUGCAACCGGGCCAGCACCUCCGCACAACGGUGGUGCACUGAACGGAUCUGCGCACCCCCCUCCUUCAGGGCCUCCGCCUUCGAGCGCAUCUUCCGGUCCUGCGUCGUACCGACCACCGCCUUCUGCUCCCCUCUCGCGACCACCCCCGAGUGGACCGAUGGUGCCGUCUGGCCCUCCCGCCCCCGGCUUCGUUCCCGCCGCCGGUCCUGCGAGCGCGACGUCUUCGGGCCGCGACCGCAGUGAUCGCGACCGCAGUGACCGGGACCGCGACUCUUACCGCAGUGAUCGAGAUCGCGAACGCAGUUCGAGGGACGAACGAGACAGAGAGAGGGACGGUGGCGAGCGUCGUUCGGAGCGUGAUCGUAGCGACCGAGACCGUGAUGGGCACCGCAGCUCACGAGACGAUCGGGACCGAGACCAUCGCGGUUCUCGGGAUGAGCGCGACUCACAUCGCUCUUCACGUCGGUCCGAGGAUGAUCGGGAUCGAGGCGAUCGUCGAUCGUCGAGGAGGUACGAUGAUGGUGAUGAGUCGAGACCGUCGUCGUCGAGGAGGAUGGACGAUGCCGAGGAUCGUUUGGACGGCGAUAAGAGGAGGAAGAUUGAGGCGUGA
This is a messenger RNA of Microbotryum saponariae, 1980 nucleotides long. The record is from the annotation of a GenBank genome assembly. Lineage: Eukaryota; Fungi; Basidiomycota; Microbotryomycetes; Microbotryales; Microbotryaceae.